Bipolaris sorokiniana ND90Pr is the source of this 1250-nucleotide messenger RNA. RefSeq lists its product as uncharacterized. The record is from RefSeq and is a predicted model, not a curated record. The coding region runs from base 170 to 979 and encodes 269 amino acids. Lineage: Eukaryota; Fungi; Ascomycota; Dothideomycetes; Pleosporales; Pleosporaceae. The transcript is spliced from 6 exons.
CGCCCAGCCAAGCGCCUCUUUCACUGGUGGCCUCGCAUUGUCGCGUCUGCAUCUGUGCAACGCAGGAACAGUUGUUGCUGAUACUAUCAGACAUCUGCGUACAUACUUACUUACAUACCUACAUACAGACAUACCACAUACUUACCUUUUCUGCCUUUCUGUGCUCAUCAUGUCUGCCCUCUAUGAACAAUUCUUUUUGCUCGGUGAUAGCAUCACCCAGGACUCUUUUUCCCAGGAACGGGGUUUUGCAUUUGCUGCAGCUCUCCAAGCCGCAUACAUAAGGCGACUCGACGUGGUCAACCGAGGCUUCAGCGGCUACAACACUCGUCAAGCUCUCCAGAUCUUACCGGCUAUCGUGCCACCCCCAAGUCACGCCAAGAUUCGGUUCAUGACCGUCUUCUUUGGCGCAAACGAUGCCUCGCUGCCAGACGCUCCCAACAAGCAGCACAUUCCGCUCGAUGAGUUCAAGGCCAACCUGCGCGCCAUAGUCUCCCACCCUUGCAUACUCGCCCACGCGCCUCGCAUCAUCCUCGUGGCGCCUCCCCCGAUGAACGAGCACUUGUGGUGGCCCAGAGACCAGUCCAGUGGGUAUGCCACCGUCUCGCGAUUGGCCGAGACCACCAAGAUCUAUGCCGAUACAGUCGUCCAACUAGGCGCUGAACUGCAUCUCCCAGUACUCAACUUGUGGAAAGCAUUCAUGUCGCGGACUGACUUCAACGUCAAUGCGUGGAAACUCGGGGACCACGUUCCUGGUUCCUUGGCACUGCCCCCGAGUGACGCAUUGGCCGACCUCAUGUACGAUGGCCUACACAUGAACCCAGCAGGCUACCAGAUCCUCUACGACGAGUUGAUCAACGUCAUUUCACACAAUUGGCCUGACCAGUUACCAGGCAAACUCCCCAUGGUUCUGCCGCCAUGGAACGAUGAGGUUGCUUGGGAAGCAUGGAAGAAUGAUCAUGUAGCUGUACAAAAAAAAUAGGGACCUUGGAGACAUUCACCACUUUGUACUAUACAUACAUGUAAGUAAUGUAAGUACAUCGUACACAACAGUGCCCAUGCCUAAGUAUGCAGCCGCCCGCAGCGGGCAAUGAGCGGGGGUGCUUUGGGGAAUACGGGAUGCACGUCUGGACCAAUCGGACCUGGGCCGUAACUCCGAGAGGCAGGUGCUUAGCGGCGUAGCCUCGAAUGAACCUCAUCGUACUAGCAUCGUGCUGAACGUACGCAAAUACUUGCCAUCGCAAACACUCGAG